CAUUUUAGGAGAAACCAUUGUCCAGGUCAUUGCAAAGAGGUGAAGAUUUACAGUUUGAUCAGGUGAUUAGCUCGAUGAGCUCAGUAGCAGAACACUGCCUUCCCUCUCUACUUCGCACCUUGUUUGACUGGUACAGACGGCAGAAUGGAACAGAAGAUGAAUCCUAUGAAUAUAGGCCACGGUCAAGUACAAAAUCAAAGGGGGAUGAACAACAUCGUGAUAGAGAUUAUCUGCUUGAGCGAAGAGAUUUAGCUAUAGAUUUCAUUUUCUGUUUAGUUUUAAUAGAAGUUUUAAAACAGAUUCCUCUUCAUCCAGUGCCAGAUGCUUUAGUACAUGAAGUUCUAAACUUAGCUUUUAAGCACUUUAAACACAGGGAAGG
This is a messenger RNA of Rhincodon typus (whale shark), 379 nucleotides long. RefSeq names its product protein furry homolog-like. Lineage: Eukaryota; Metazoa; Chordata; Chondrichthyes; Orectolobiformes; Rhincodontidae. The annotation marks the transcript as partial. The transcript is spliced from 4 exons. The record is from RefSeq and is a predicted model, not a curated record. Gene Ontology annotation, biological process: neuron projection development; cell morphogenesis. Gene Ontology annotation, cellular component: cell cortex; site of polarized growth.